Molecule: messenger RNA, 3112 nt
Organism: Hemicordylus capensis (graceful crag lizard)
Lineage: Eukaryota; Metazoa; Chordata; Lepidosauria; Squamata; Cordylidae
Gene: SDHAF2
Product: succinate dehydrogenase complex assembly factor 2
Exons: 4
Coding region: 492-959 (155 amino acids)
Biological process (GO): tricarboxylic acid cycle; protein-FAD linkage; mitochondrial respiratory chain complex II assembly
Cellular component (GO): mitochondrion
Source: RefSeq, a predicted model, not a curated record
CUGUCCCUGCCCCACUGGUAACUGUCGCCGGAGCACGAACCCUCCACAACACACCGCGCUCCCCCACAUAGCGCUACUUAGCCCCCGUUAUACCGCGCAAGGCCCAGAAUCCGAAGCAGGCCUAAAGCGCGCGCGAACCUCUCUCUCACCGCCACAGCAAGCGCCUCCUCUCCUCGCCCCGCCCCUUCCUCCCUUACGUAACACGCCUCUUCCGGCCUACGACUACCGGCGCGCGCAAAAACAAUUUUAAAAAAAUAAACAUUAAACACACACACACACAUCCCUCGGAUAAUUUUAUGAUGAAAAAGGGGGGGAAACCAAGCUCCCCGUAGAGGAGGGGCUUCUGGUGGAAGAGAUUGAAUAGCUCCAGCGCGCAUGCGCAACGGAGAGGCCGAGCCGUACUGUGGCUGGGUGAAGGAGCGAGAGGCGACAACCAUAGAGACCAGCAUCGAAGAGUGAGGACGGGAUAGAACGGUCGCUGGUUGGCUGGGAUGGCGGCGCUGAUGGGUCGCCGUUUCUUGUCUUUCCGCGGCUAUGCUGUCCACCUGCCAAGGCGCGGCUACCGGGGAGAUUCCCCGUCCGACUCUGGUCGGGACCUGUUGGAGAUCCCGCUGCCGCCCUGGCAGGCCCGGCCCCACGAGCCCCUGGAGAAGAAGCGCGCCCGGCUGCUGUACGAGAGCCGCAAGAGGGGCAUGCUGGAGAACUGUCUCCUGCUCAGUUUCUUUGCUAAAGAAAAUCUGAACCGAAUGAAUGAGAAACAGUUGAACCUUUAUGAUCGCUUGAUUAAUGAACCCAGCAAUGAUUGGGAUAUCUAUUACUGGGCAACAGAAGCCAAGGUUGCUCCAGAAAUCUUUGAGAAUGAAGUCAUGGAGAUGCUUAGGGAAUUUACCAAAAACAAGAACAAAGAGAAGAGACUGCAACAGCCAAAUCUGGACUAUCUCUUUGAAGAACAACGCUGAUCUUUUGUGACCUUCUCCAGAAGCCCUAUUGUGGACAGUAUUUGAAACUUAGAACCAUGUGGUGAACUGGGGCCUCCCUAAAAUGUUUCAUGCUGAGUAUUGAUUUUGGGAAUUUCUUCUUGUUCUUCAUGAUGUGUUUCUCUGUAAUAAAAUUGCAAGGCUUUUUUCCUGAUGACAAACUAAAAUGUUUAAAAUGUAGAGAUACUGUUUUUGACUCGCAAUUCACUUCAGCAAAUGCCAUCUAUAUAUAACUGCAGGGUGGCUGUAUAUAAUCAGAGGGUACUGUGGAAUGUUUUGGGGUUUUUAGAAAUACUUCUGGUUAUUAUUUAUUUAUUCAUUAUUAAUUUAAUUUGUUUGAUCCUACAGUACCUGUAUAGUCUUAUACCAUGUGAAGAGGAUUAUUUCUCUCCCCAAAGUGUACAAUCUAAUGAGAAUAAUGUAUUUAUAGAUAUGUGUACUAGUCUUUGUACUAUACAUCUGUUUCCAUAUAUGAGAUCCUGGAUGGACACCAUCCUUUCUGUAACCUAACACAGGCCUUGACAAAUUUUCUUUGGAUCUAGGAGCUAGCCUAGAAAUUCAGUAGCCAGAUAAUAGAAAGUUGACAAAAUUACCAGAUCUAGUGAUCAGGGGCUGAGGUAGAAGGGUGUGCUCAUUCCCUCAGUAAAGGGCAUGUAAAAAGUAAAAGCCCGGGGAGAAAACUUGGGCUUCCUGGCAGGGCAGUACCAGGAUCAGACCCGAUCUCCGUGCUCCACAUCAGCAGCCCUACCGGGUGGGUAGGGCUGUGCAAGCCCAGGUAGGACUGCUUGUGUGAACAGCCCCGCAGUUUGCUCUUAAUGUUGCACAGCUCCAGCAUAUCUGAUACAUUAAAUUUACAUUCCUUAGUUGGAGCAACAUACCAAUUACAGAGAACUUAUUUAUGAAGUUUACAGAAACUUGGAGAGAACAAUUGCAACAAAGAGUUUUUUCUAGGGUUGAUGUAGCUGUUGACUACAUCUUGUAAGAGGUAAAUGUCAGAACAAAUCUCUUCUAUGGUCAGCACUGGCGCUGUGUUAUCUAACCAGAUAGGGGGGUUGGUCAUUGCAUCAUGCCAUCAUAUAUAUCUUGGCAUGUUAAUUAGAUAUGUAGCCUUCACUUUUGAAUUUAUUCGAUGAUAAAUAACUGAACUAGUAAUUUUGCAGAUGUAAAAGAAUUCACAUACUUGUGCUGUAGCAGAAAGUUGCACUGAGAUUUUAUUCAAUAAACUAGUAUUUGUAAGCCCGUUUUAAUAACGGGCUCUAGUGGGGGGGGGUGCUGCUCUUGGCCUCACCUUGGGCUGCCAGCGGGCCCAGUCCCCCGCUGCGGCCCCUGCCAAGCGGGGCCAGUCUUCUCCCUUUCUCUUGCCCUUUUUUUCCCUCUCUCUCUUUCACUCCUUCCUUUCUUCUCUCUCCCUCUCAGGAGGCGGAGGAACAGCAGCAGCAGCGGGGCUGGCUGGGUAAGGCGAGGGGCCGGGCUUGGCUCGGCUCGGCUCAGCAGGGCAAGCGGCACUCGUGGGAAAGCAAAGCAAGGCAGGAGGCCACAGUGGGUUCCCUUUGUGUGGCCGCGGAGCUGCUGGCAGGGUCCCUUCCCUUCUUUGCUUCUUCCUCCCCAGAAGAGGCUAGUUGUGUCGUUCCCUUCACACCCCUGAGCCGCCCACCGACCUCCUCCGCCUCCGUCUCUGCUCCCGCGGGCCCGUCUUUUUACUUUUUUUUUUCUCCCCGCCGGGGUUUUUUUUUUUUUGGUUCCCCGCUGCUCUCCCAGUUCCCCUGCUGCCGCCUCAGCCCUCCCGGUUCCCCCGCUUCUGCCUCUGUCCUCCUGGUCCCCCUGCUUUCGCUCAACAUGGCUGCCUGUGUCUGGGCGGCCGUAUCUUUCUUGGCCGUUCUGGGCAUGCGCUCUGCGGAUGCCCAGGACGGCUGAGAAAGACACGGGCCGGAAAAGGACACGGGAUCACACUCAAGGCUUUUAUUAUAGAGGAUGUCAGUAACACCAUUACAAACACAGGUGCUCUCAGCAGUUGAGUGUGUUUUUGUUCUUUUCUACAGUACCCUUGUGGUUCUAACAGAGGGAGGGGACCCCAGGAAAAUGUGAUGUGUAAAACUUUAACAAUUGGAAAGCAAAUUAAAAGGACCUAGAUGAUG